AUGGACAACGAGAUUCCCCUUCCCCCGCCACGGCGAAUCCGACACCGCUCGCCCGCAAAAUCCACCAACCCAAGCACAGCUGUCUCCUCAUUCUACCGCGCGGGACGACUCUCCCGCUUCGAUGAUCGCUCCAGCCAGCCAUCCAGUGACCCAGCGCUCUUCUCCAGCGACGACAUCCCAGCAUCCGGCCUGGAGAACUACCAUGCGACGGUGUCGGGCGCGGGGCGCAAACGACGGUAUCGCGGGACCUGGUGGGGGGAGCAGGUGGCUGAUCCGAAGCGCAAACGGGCGGAGUUUAGAGAGAAGAGAAACUUUGAUAGUGGAGUGUGGAUGGGGAGUGAUGAGCCUGGUUCUGAGUCGCUCUUGACGUCGGAAGAUGGAUCCAAUUGGGGGGAGGACCUGCGCAAGACGGUACUUGAUCCUCGGCCGACUGGACUGGCGGCGCCUCCUUCUAUGGACAGUGGCUCUGUGCUGCUGAAUCCCGCUGCUGCGUUUCAGCGUACGGAGGAGUCGGAGGCGCAGCGAUUUGCGCGUGUGGUUGUUGGGCAGUGUCUUGAGAAGGGACAGGAGCAUAUUGAUCUCGGUGGAUUCCAAUUGGGAUCUCUACCACCGGGUCUGCUGCAGCCUUUGAAACAUCUUACAAAGCUUCCAUCUUUUACGGAGCCGCCGGCCACGGAGAAUGCUUUCACGUCUCUACAGCCAUUCCUCCGCAUCUACCUUCCCAACAACUCCCUAUCAGCGCUGCCCAAUGAUGUCUUCGAGCUCAACAAUCUCAGAGUCCUCAGUCUGCGGAGCAACAAAUUCACCGAAAUCCCACCCGCAAUCGGCAGACUAACAGACCUGGAAGUCCUCAACCUCUCCGUCAACCGUCUCACCUACCUCCCCUGGGAACUCCUCAAACUGAUCCAACAAGGCAAACUGAACCACGUAAUCUCACGCCCAAACCCAUUCCACCCAAUCGAAGAAGCGCAGAUCGAAACCUGGCACUGCAAGCCAGAACCAGACAGCGAACCCGAAGAAGAACCAGAACCAGAACCACAACCAACCACCAACUCCACUCUUCCCAAAAUGCAACUGCCACUCCGAAUCCACCUGCAACUGACACCACCACCGUCAUUGCAACUCGGUCCAGACACCGAACCCAACCCAGUCUGGGCCCCUAUCCUCGUGGCCACAGGUCCAACCAACACCAUGGACAUGGAUGGCAAGCCCGUACAACCCACCCCUUACAACCGACCAUCCGAAACAACAUCAAAGAUCAGCAACGCCCCUUCCUUGCGCGAACUCGCUCUCCGCGCUGUGUCCAAACUCCCCUACUUAGAUCAAACCACCGAUCAAGAGCUAGCGGACUUUCCUCCCCUGAUUGUCCCCCUGCUUCAGCGUGCACGCGAAGUACGUCUCGCUGGCGGACAGACCUGUUCUGUGUGCGGAAGGGAGUAUGUGCUUCCGCGCACUGAGUGGAUGGAGUGGUGGGAUAUCAGCCCGCAUGAAAGUGGUGUACAGUUGCGGAGGUGUAAUGGGAUGUUGUUAAGGCCUUUGCCGUUCCGACGGUUUGGGUGUAGUUUAUCUUGUGUGCCGUCGGUUUGA
Molecule: messenger RNA, 1587 nt
Organism: Penicillium bovifimosum
Lineage: Eukaryota; Fungi; Ascomycota; Eurotiomycetes; Eurotiales; Aspergillaceae
Product: leucine-rich repeat domain-containing protein
Exons: 2
Coding region: 1-1587 (528 amino acids)
Molecular function (GO): protein binding
Source: RefSeq, a predicted model, not a curated record